This is a messenger RNA of Puccinia graminis f. sp. tritici CRL 75-36-700-3, 1420 nucleotides long. RefSeq lists its product as uncharacterized. The record is from RefSeq and is a predicted model, not a curated record. The coding region runs from base 1 to 1239 and encodes 412 amino acids. The transcript has 2 exons. Lineage: Eukaryota; Fungi; Basidiomycota; Pucciniomycetes; Pucciniales; Pucciniaceae.
AUGCUUGACUUAAUCGGAGACCCUUCAGGCAAUGACCAUGGGCAAUGGUCCCAAGAAGGGUUUGACCGUCUGAUAAGCAGAUGCGAGCUACUGGCUAUCAUUCACCUUGAGGCAGCCUUGCCCCCAGAGGCUUUUGCGGCCUAUUUCGCGGCCCACUCUAUUGAUCAAGUCAACACGAAGGAAGAUUUCUUGAAUCGGUUACAUCUCGACCACCUUCCCUUCCUUAACACCCGCAUCAAUACCCUCUCUCAAUCUUUAAUCCCUUCUGGAUUAUGGAAAGAACCAAACAAAAAACUCAGGCUUGUCCUACAGAUCCAGUCUGAAAUCGAACACGUACUUGAUCAAAUCGAAUGUGUCAUGAAUACCGUCUGUCCAGGACCGGGAUCCGCGCAAAUGCCAACCAAUGAUCAGCACUUCAGAAGUUUAAAAUAUUCUAGGAUAUACCGUCUGAGGAUCUUACUUCAUGUAGGGGUGAUGCACAAUAUCCUCCAAGUCUUUUAUCGGGCCCGCGAUCUCUUUCAACAAAUCGAGCUUGCGCCGGAAGAACAGAAGCCCCAAUUUGACGCAUGUCCUUCUAGACAGGAUUUGUGUGUUCAAGUCGAUUGCGCGUCGGAGAGGAUCGAGUCAACCAUUCAAAUGCUAGAACAUCCUGAAUUUGAUCUCAUCCAAGAUAACUGGGGGUAUGACCUUUGUGGAAUGGAGAAGACGAUGGAAGAAAUCCUUACCCUGAUCAAUCCACCAGCCAACUUAUCAGAAGAAGCUCAACAGAAAGUGAGGAAAUUUAAUCACAAACCCGUCAUCCAGCUCGCUCGCGUUUUCAUACCAAUCAUCAAGUUAUCAAAGCUGUUCUUCGCCAAACUAUCGAAACGCGGGAUGAAUCAGAGACGCUUCUUGACGUUCAGCGAAAUGUGUUCAGAUCAAAUCGAAACUCUGGCCAAAUCGACAACAUAUGUUGCUCAAGAUAUUGAACCACUCCUUGGUCUCCUCUUCAAAGCUGAUCUUGCUCACAGAGCUUCGACUAACCAAGAGUUCACUCAAAUUACGAACGAUCUCAAAUCCCAUUUGGAAUCUGCUUUGCUGCUUGUAAUCCUUUAUUAUCUUCCUUUGGUCCCAGAUACCGAAGGUUUCCCAGUCCAAAAUUAUUACAAGACCUGGUUUGUCACUUGGAACACUCAGUUCAACAUAUCUAUACGUAACUUUCAACACGCUGCUAGAUCAUUUCACCAAUUGCGAGUUUAAUUGUACAAUCUACCCGCCAAUUCACACUUACUUAGCACUGCCUCAAUCACAUCAUUGAGUGACUUAGCUUUGUUACAACACUACAUCUUAGCUUCAUGCAAUGUUAAACCAACAAAACACAGCAGAAAACUGUGUGACUAUCUAUUCUGUAAAGAACUACACUUUUGCCAUUCUGCUUUGA